CCUUGUUUAGCACCUAGAAGCUUUUUUGGUGUAGAAGAUUUCCUUGAUGAUGACAAUAGCCGGCCAUACACUUACCAGAAGGGAAAAAAGUCCAAGAACCCAAACAAGCAUGUUUCUUUCAAGCAACGGACCGUAGCUUACAUGGAACCAUUCACCCUUGAUGUUUUCAUAUCGAAGCGCUUUGUUUCAGCCUCUAUCACCCAUAGAGUUACAUGCAAACAGGUUGCAGUAGCUGGUACAAACUCCAAAGACAUAAAGGCAGUGCUCAAAUCACGAAGUGAUAUUCCUGCGUGCUUGUCUGUAGGACAGAUUUUGGCUGACAGGGCCAGAGAGGCUGAUGUAUACACUGCUUCUUAUACUCCUAGAGACAGAGACAAGUUUGAAGGAAAAAUUAGAGCAGUUGUUCAGUCCCUCAUUGAUAAUGGUAUUGACAUCAAAGUUUAUCUUGACUGAAAAAGGUAUUGUUUACCCGUUGUAUCCACUUAUAUUCAACUGCCUCAAAGUUAAGAAUUUCCAGUCUACUUAGUAUUUCUUCUAGUGUUUGAUUUUCACAGACGCCCCUCAUUGUGGUGAAGACUUGCUCACUAACUUUUAUUUGAUUGAUUCAAUCAACUUACACCAUCUUUACUAAAGAAGACUAUUAGACUAAGUAUUCCAAAGUCUUAACGUGGAUCCUAAUAUCCUAUAAAGGCUUUGAAUGCUCCAAUCUUGCUGGUUAUACCCGGAUAGCAUUCUCAUUGUACAUUUUCAUCUUUUUAUUCCCCGGUCAUCAGCAGAAGCUCCGGGGCAAACGAGCUAGGGAGCAACAUCAGAGGCUUACUAGUGCAUCCCCAUGCCAAUGCCAUGUAUGUAACUACCGAUACAACUGUGCGGCUACGUCCAUGACAAUUGAGCUUGAUUUUGAAGGAUGAAGUGUAGUUAAGUUUACACAUUUGUGUGCCCCCGUCUGUUUCUUUUAUGACAAAAUUUGACAGUAAGUUAUUACUAGCAUGUAAAAUUCUGAGGGGUUGUGGGGUACUUGGUAUGUAAAAAUUUUAUCAGGAAGAAUGGGGUUCUAUCUAUUUCCUUGUUUAGUGAUUCUGCUCUCAUUUUAAAUGACAGUAUUGGACUGAA
This is a messenger RNA of Nicotiana tabacum (common tobacco), 1113 nucleotides long. NCBI's taxonomy places the organism in Eukaryota, Viridiplantae, Streptophyta, Magnoliopsida, Solanales, Solanaceae. The record is from RefSeq and is a predicted model, not a curated record.